This is a messenger RNA of Hydatigera taeniaeformis, 426 nucleotides long. Lineage: Eukaryota; Metazoa; Platyhelminthes; Cestoda; Cyclophyllidea; Taeniidae. The record is from the annotation of a GenBank genome assembly.
AUGCGGCAUCCUCCAGAACAAAGUAACCACCGCCGUCUCCCAUCACUUACCUUGCAGAAGGAGGCCAAAGCCAAGGUGCUUCAGCCUUCCGCGUUGGAUCUCGCGGAUCCCGAUAAGGCGCACCUUUUGUCGUGGGUGCGAACGCCCACGAAAGGGAAUGAUAAUAUGUGGCAAGAAAACUAUCCUGGUCUUGUUGUUCUAUCAAGAGACUCGGCCAAUGUGAGCGACAUGACCCUACAAGUGGGUGACCAAAAGGCAAAUGGAAAUUUCCUCUCCUCUCCGCUCUCCACGCAAAGAAAAGGACAAAAUUGCAUCUCAUUUGAAAGCGACGAGACAGGCCAGUUACCGGACUCUGAGAAAGUUGGACAUGGGAAACCCGUUCUGCCUUACAGUUCCAUGUUCAUCUUCGCCCCUACCAAUGGGUGA